Messenger RNA from Rhipicephalus sanguineus (brown dog tick), 331 nucleotides. Its product is annotated as protease inhibitor carrapatin-like. Lineage: Eukaryota; Metazoa; Arthropoda; Arachnida; Ixodida; Ixodidae. The transcript is spliced from 4 exons. Gene Ontology annotation, molecular function: serine-type endopeptidase inhibitor activity. Bases 17 to 331 code for a protein of 104 amino acids. The record is from RefSeq and is a predicted model, not a curated record.
CAUCCGUGACGGCACCAUGAAGACAUUCGUGUUGUUGGCGAUCUGCGGUGCUGCCUUGGCCGCCGCCGAUUUCGACUCGCAAUGUGCGCCCACGGCUGAUCCUGGACCGUGCAAGGGUUACUUCCCCGUGUGGUGGUACAACGUUCUCACGAGCAAGUGCGAAGAGUUCAUCUACGGCGGUUGCCAGGGAAACGACAACAAGUACAGAACCAAAGAAGAAUGCGAGAAAACCUGCGCCGAAGCAUCAGCGAAGCUGAACGUCAACGCUGGGCGGAAGCUCUUGGAAGUCGAGUUUUGGAGUGCGACUGCAGCGCCAGAACGCACAGCCUAG